UUAUCUUGUUUAGAGCAGACCCAGAGCUGCCCCAGUGCAGUUAAAACGAACAAGCCCAUUGUCUAAUCACCUAAAGCUCUCUCCAAGUCCUCCAUGGUUUUGGUGAUAAGUUGUUCUGUGUGUGACAGUUUCCCUGGUGGGAGGAGUGAAGACUGUUGCUGAAGUUUAUCGAUUUGUAAAAAAGUCGAAUAGAAUUACCUAAGGAAUUUCAACGUGGUCUAUAGGAUCUAGAGGGUUUGUGCCGAAUAGCAGGUUUUAAGCUAAAGACAUUCCACUUUAAAAAUAAAAAAGUAUAACGUUCAGUGAAGUAAACAUACCGGUUAAAAUAUCUAUAUUCUCACGUGGUAACGUUCAAUUAAAAAGACAAACAUGUCUGUUAAGUAUAUUUUUCCAAACGAGAUAUUAGAAAUAAUUUUCAAUUUCUGUGAUGUAUGUACUUUAUAUCAGCUUACUAUGGUAUGCAGACAAUUUAAUAUUGUAGCAUGCGAUACAUUAAAUAAAAAAAGUCAACAUUUAUUUGUCAGUAUCACGAAUCAGAAAUCGAAAAAAUUUGGUGAACGUCAUAGGAUGAUAUUUGUAGUCCGUUCUUAUAUUCAAGAUCGUCUUAAGUGCGGACUAAUAUUCGCUCUUUUCGUCACACACAGAAUGUGUCUGUGCAACAGAAAAACAGACCAUGCGGGCAUACACAAGCGAGAACCGCAUGUCACGCGUCCGUGUGCGCACGCGUCUGUGUGCGUAGCAUACUAUAUUUUGUGUCACUUCCUCAGUCUGUGACAAAUGCUACGUACGAUAAAUGCUAAGAAGUCAAGCGUUUUUAAUCGAGUAAGAUGUAAACCACUAUUAUCUUCAUAUAAUUCUAUAUUUAUUACAUAUUACAACUGGAUAUAUGCAAGAUAUAAAAGAAGUGAAGUAUAUGAAGCAGAAGAAAGACAUGUUAUAUAUUAUGAAACGAGUAAUCAAUCCCUACAAAUGACUAAAAAUACGGUUUGGUUUUGUGAAGAUGGUAAUUUUCUUGCUUAUAAUCGCGCAGACAACGGUACCAUUAAAAAGGAUGAAAAGAUUGUGGGAAAUAAUUACACUUUUAUUAAAUCUAUUGCUCAUUGCGAUGAUUAUAUUAUAAGUGGCGACGUAGCAGGUAUUAUUAAACACUGGAGAAUUGAAUCAGGAAAGGACAGAAGAAAUAAUCUUAAAUAUUCAGAAAUACAUGAUGUAGAUACAAAAAUUGAUUUCAUAGACGCAACAUCACAACACAUUACAUCUGCUUCUAAGAAUUUAAUAAAGAUACUGAAAUAUACAGACGAUAAAAAAGGUUGUACGGAAGAAAAGCAAAUAUUUUGUGGAGUCGACGUGGAACAACCUGAAGACUAUUGUUUUGACGACCAAAUUUAUGUAACAUCAAUCUCAUUUGACCCUAUAGGAACAAAAUUUGCUGCUAGUUUCAAUGAUUAUGAUCAAUCAUCAUCGUCGUUUCUAAUUUAUGAUAUUGAAAAAAGUUAUCAAGUAAUGGAAAAAGAAUGUGAAGAAUCUUGUUGCCAACUACUAUGGGAAGAUCCUUACACUAUUCUUAUGUGUUUUGAGAAAUCUAUUAAAAAAAUGGAUAUGAGAGUAUCCGAUUAUGUACGUACAUGGAAUUCUUCGCAAUAUGAAUAUUCAUUUUGUUGCUCAUCGGAUAAUAUGUACACUUUUAUGACAGGGCAUUAUGAGUGUGUUCUAUGGGAUCAAAGACAGAGUGUUGCCAUUCAAACGUAUGAUGUGGUUCACUCUGUAAGUUCUAGAGGUAUAAUUUCUCUAGCAUUUGAUAGUGGCCAUAUGUAUGCUAUUACACGCAAUUUUCUUUAUGAAUUGGAUUUUACGGAAAGACACCACUUUAAGCACAAAAAAAUAAAAAAGUUAUUUGGCAAUUUUUAUUAAAUAAAAAAAAUUGGUUGAUAAUUUUUUAAAUUAUAUUUUGAAUAUUUAUAUAAAUUCAAUGAACUCUAUACAGAUUGGGAAGCGCCAUGCUACUCAAGAUGCGAUCAGACAAAGAGAUUAUUUGAAAUGUUUUGUCUCUCUCUGUUGUAGACUCUCUUCACUGAAUU
Linepithema humile (Argentine ant) is the source of this 2078-nucleotide messenger RNA. NCBI's taxonomy places the organism in Eukaryota, Metazoa, Arthropoda, Insecta, Hymenoptera, Formicidae. The record is from RefSeq and is a predicted model, not a curated record.